Coniosporium apollinis CBS 100218 is the source of this 1548-nucleotide messenger RNA. RefSeq lists its product as uncharacterized. The transcript is spliced from 2 exons. Gene Ontology annotation, biological process: maturation of SSU-rRNA from tricistronic rRNA transcript (SSU-rRNA, 5.8S rRNA, LSU-rRNA). NCBI's taxonomy places the organism in Eukaryota, Fungi, Ascomycota, Dothideomycetes. The coding region runs from base 1 to 1548 and encodes 515 amino acids. The record is from RefSeq and is a predicted model, not a curated record. Gene Ontology annotation, cellular component: nucleolus; nucleus.
AUGGCGAAAGCUACGAGACCAAAGACGCUCGCGGAGCAGAUUGCUGAGCUUGAGGAUCCUGCGCCUAAAGAUUUCGAUCCCGAGGAUCACGGCGAGCAAGCGGCGAACGGAACAGACGAAGGCUCUGAUGAUGAAUCAUCGAAUGAGAACGAUGCAAGGGAGCACUAUGUCGACGUGGGAAAGAGUAAACUGCGUAAGCGCGACGCUGUUCCGCUCGGCCCGCAGUACAAAGGCUCUCGUGUCAGCCGAGACGCAGUGCUGGAAGAGGACAGCGACGACCCGUUCGCUCGAGGUUUCGACGAAGAGAGUAGCGAGGAGGAGGAGGAGGAGGAGGAGGAGGAAGGCUCUUCGUAUGCCGCGAAUGGUGUCCAUCCUGGGGAAGAGGAGGCUUCUACGACCGGCAGUGAGGACGGCUUCUCAGGCGAGGAUGAAGAAUUGGAUGGUAUGAGCGCCGACGAUGGGACUUCUGCCACAGACAUGAGCGAUGGAAGCCCAGACGAAGACACCGACAUGGAUACGGACGGUGAUGGUGGAGUGGACAUUGAUCGCGCGGAGCUUAGGAAGAUCAUGGCGGAAGAGCAGAAGAGCGUGGCGGCAACCAUCUCACAAGCAGCACAGGAAGAUGCCAAGAAAGGCCGUGCAGUAAAGACACAGCGGACGACUUUCGAUUCUCUGCUCAACUGCCGUAUACGGCUACAGAAAGGAUUGAUAUCUACCAACUCCCUUCCGUCGGCGAACGAUAACGGCGGAAUCGACGGCAGUACCGAUGGAGACGCUGUCCGUGCCGCCGAGACUGCCGCGCUCAAUCUUUUGAACUCCCUUAACAGCCUCCGCGAGACCCUCGACACGGCUCGAACUGGUACUAAGCGGAAGCGCACCGAGUAUACAACAUCCUCACCUGCAUCCCUAAUCUGGGAACAGAUGCAGUCGUACGAGAGCACGAGCCAUCCACAUCGCCAAGCUGUCCUUCAAAAGUGGUCAGCCAAAGCACGGGGUGCAAGUGUUCUUCCUCCAUCACGCCGACUCAACGCUGCCGCCGAGCAGACCAUUGUCGAUGUGCUUGACGCCCAACUCGCUAAUCCCUCCCGUCUCGUCAAGCGGACUCGGACACCGCGAUCUUGCGCGCCGAUGCAAGCUGCGGCUGGUGUCGUGGAGUCAGCAGAUAUCUACGAUGACGCUGACUUCUACGGUCUCUUACUCAAAGAGCUACUCGAGCAGCGAAGUCAAGAUGCCUCCUCUGGCGUUGGUGUCCAGCUGUCCGGCGUCAACUUGAAUGUGCCCACCUGGCAAGCAGCCCGAGAAGCCAAGACGAAGAGGAAUGUCGAUACGAAAGCGAGUAAGGGCAGAAAACUUCGGUAUACAGUGCACGAAAAAUUGCAGAACUUCAUGGCGCCUGAGGAUAGGGGUACGUGGGGUGAGAGACAGGCUGAGGAGCUUUUUGGAAGCCUGUUCGGGCGGCGGAUGGGGCUUGCAGAGGAGGAGCAAGGAGGUGCCGAUGAGGAAGAUUUUGAUGCUGAGGAGGCUGGACUGCUGCUUUUCAGGAGCUAG